Messenger RNA from Funneliformis geosporum, 434 nucleotides. Lineage: Eukaryota; Fungi; Glomeromycota; Glomeromycetes; Glomerales; Glomeraceae. The record is from the annotation of a GenBank genome assembly.
CGAUUUCAUCGAAAUGGAUACUUCAUUUAAUUGUUACAUUUUAAUACUCUCAAGCAACGAUUCUAAAACAUUUUUGGUUGAUAUUUAUAAAGACAAUAAGAAUAGAAGAUAUUUCAAAAGUGAUAAAGCAAAGAUCACCUUAGCCAAUUUCAAAGUUUCACAUCUCAAGAAACAUAUAUGUAAUAUAUAUAGUAUUAAAAAAGUUGACCAAUAUAAAGUGAAAUUCUGGAAUGUUAAUAUCAAAGCGGAAAGGAUUGAAAAUAAUAAUAUUUCUACUGAAGAUGAUAUUACACAUAAACUUGAAGGACGAAAAAUGAGAGAUCAUGACUUGUUUAAUGUGUAUUUUAAAGUUGAAUUAGCAGAUCAUAAUACAAUUGAAAUGGGAAACAUACAUAUUAUCGCUAUCAUCCCCACUAUUGUAGCACCCGCCAAUG